AUGGCUAAUCAGAUACGUGACACCCAAUUUGGCCAGCUUGUACGUUUUGUAUCGAGGCACAAACUUUUCAGAUAUCCCGACGAAGACGAUGCUUCGUUAUGGAAACGCUGUCUCCAAAGGGAUACCAGUUCGACAGCCACGCCGCAAGAGGAGCAAGCUAACCAACUUUCUGGAGGUGUCUGUUUGACUCCUGCUGCCGAAGAUGGUCGAGAUACAUAUCUAGUAGAGUGGUAUGGGCCUGACGAUCCGGAGAAUCCGCAAAACUGGCCUGAGAAAUGGAAGCUGGUGGUUGCUUUCGUAAUGUGUCUCCUCAACUUCUCCUUCUAUAUUGCGAGUUCGAUAUACGUCCCCGGCAUACCGAGUAUCAUGGAGGACUUUGGCGCCAGCGAGAUCGUUGCAACGCUAGGGCUCUCGCUUUUUACCCUCGGAUAUGGGCUAGGCCCUAUGCUUUGGUCCCCAAUGUCGGAGAUCCCCCAACUCGGACGCAGCCCGCUGUAUUUUUGGACGUUCCUCGCCUUUAUCCUGCUUCAACUUCCAACCGGAUUCGCUGUCAACAUGCCCAUGUUCCUUGUUUUCCGAGCUCUUACUGGCUUCGUCGGCAGCCCUCCAUUGGCGACUGGAGGUGCCACAAUCAUCGACAUGUAUGAUCCAGCUCGUGCUGGAUACGGCAUAUGUAUCUUUUCAUCAUUUGGGGUGCUCGGUCCCGUCUUUGGUCCGAUCAUUGGUGGUUUCGCGGCCCCAGCUGAGGGGUGGAGGUGGACAAUUUGGAUAUUCACGUGGCUAUGCGCGCUUGUGCUCAUCCUGUUGUUUUUCUUGCUACCCGAGACCAGCGCCGCGAAUAUUCUGUACAGGAGAGCCAAAAGAAUACGGGAACUAACCGGAGACAAUCGGUUUAGGAGCCAGUCCGAAAUCGACGCCGCGCAUCACACUGCGAAAGAUCGUUUGAUUGUCCUUGGCCGAGCGUUCACGUUGACUUUCUCAGAGCCUAUCGUCUUCUUCAUAGAUCUGUAUUCGGCCCUCCUAUACGGAGUUUUGUUCCUGUGGUUCGAAUCGUUCCCUCUGGUCUUUGGCGGUAUUUAUGGAUUUAGUGCCAGCACAGAGGGGCUAGCAUUCCUGGGUAUCUUCAUUGGUGCUCUUGUUACUGUACCUUUCUUCCUGAUCUGGAUUAAAUACGGAAUAAUUCCGAAAUUCGCUAAACCGUCAUUCAGGCCGGAAAUGGUCCUCCCACCGACAUUCGUAGGGGCUGUCACCCUGCCGAUCUGUCUUUUCUGGUAUGGCUGGACAGCUCGGGAAAGCAUUCAUUGGAUCGUUCCUAUCAUCGGCUCCAGUCUCUUUACCGUAUGUGUAGUCACAAUAUUCAACACGGUAUUCAACUACCUAGGGAUUUCAUAUCCCACUUAUGCAGCGUCGAUAUUUGCAGGGAAUGCGUUAUUCCGUGCCUCGUUUGGCGCGUCGUUUCCUCUCUUUGCCCGAGAACUCUUUCGCCAACUUGGGAUUGGCCCCGGCAAUUCGCUCCUUGGGGGGAUUGCAGUAUGCUUUAUCCCUAUCCCUUUCGUUUUUCAUCGGUAUGGUGUAAAGAUCCGACACAAGAGCAAGAAUGCCCGACACGAUAUCUAA
This is a messenger RNA of Annulohypoxylon truncatum, 1617 nucleotides long. RefSeq names its product benomyl/methotrexate resistance protein. The record is from RefSeq and is a predicted model, not a curated record. Gene Ontology annotation, biological process: xenobiotic detoxification by transmembrane export across the plasma membrane. The transcript is spliced from 5 exons. Bases 1 to 1617 code for a protein of 538 amino acids. NCBI's taxonomy places the organism in Eukaryota, Fungi, Ascomycota, Sordariomycetes, Xylariales, Hypoxylaceae. Gene Ontology annotation, molecular function: fluconazole transmembrane transporter activity.